This is a messenger RNA of Lachancea thermotolerans CBS 6340, 648 nucleotides long. RefSeq names its product KLTH0D04290p. The transcript has a single exon. The record is from RefSeq and is a predicted model, not a curated record. Lineage: Eukaryota; Fungi; Ascomycota; Saccharomycetes; Saccharomycetales; Saccharomycetaceae. The coding region runs from base 1 to 648 and encodes 215 amino acids.
AUGCAUUCGGAGUCGAAUACGUCGCCGCAACAGCGGAUCAUAACAUCAGAACAGUGGGUGUUCGAUCGGCGCGGGUCGCGCGAGGAAUCAAAGGCCGGCGGGCGGCCCAAGCGCACGCCCAUCUCGAAGCAGGAGCGGGAGCUCCGCCGCAAACAGCGGGAGCUGGAGAACGAGCAGCUGCAGCAAGAGCACCAGACGGUGGCGAAUGAGAACGCGCGGCUGAAGGCGGUGGUGGCGCGGCUGAAACAGGACAUCGACGCAUACACGCGGCUGAUCCUCGAGGCCACCGCGCACGCAUCGCCGGCGCCCGCGCAGGCGGUGGCACAGGCUCAGUCGACGCAGGGUCAGGCGGCGCGCGAGACCCAGGACCGGGGCGUCGCGCUGCCUCAGCAGGCGCUGCCGCAGUUGCUGGACGAGCUGCCGCCGAUGGAGACACUGCUGGUGAACACGGCCAAGAGACGGAAACACGCCGCGGCGGGCGGUGUGCGCACGGGCGCAGGCGCGGACGCUGGCGCGCAGGAGCAGGACCCGCCGGUGCUGAAGAGCACGCACGCGGACGUGAUGCUGGCGCCGCAGUCCGCGGAGGUGGGGCCCGAAGAGGUCGCUUUGAUGAGGAAGCUAAAAGACGUGCUCGCGGAGAUGGAGUAG